This is a messenger RNA of Chanos chanos (milkfish), 564 nucleotides long. RefSeq names its product guanylate cyclase activator 1C (gene guca1c). Bases 1 to 564 code for a protein of 187 amino acids. The record is from RefSeq and is a predicted model, not a curated record. NCBI's taxonomy places the organism in Eukaryota, Metazoa, Chordata, Actinopteri, Gonorynchiformes, Chanidae. The transcript has 4 exons. Gene Ontology annotation, molecular function: calcium ion binding; calcium sensitive guanylate cyclase activator activity.
AUGGGCGCUCAUGGUUCCAGUUUGGAUGAUAUUCUGGCAGAAGACAUGCAUCACUGGUACAACAAGUUCAUGAAGGAGUCUCCGUCGGGCCUGAUUACCCUCUUUGAGCUGAAGACCAUGUUGGAAAUGCAGGGAAUGACUGAGGAGGCCAGUAGUUAUGUGGACCAGGUGUUUUUCACCUUUGAUAUGGAUGGGGACGGUUAUAUCGAUUUUGUGGAAUAUAUAGCAGCUGUAAGUCUUUUACUGAAAGGAGAAAUCAACCAAAAACUGAAGUGGUAUUUCAAGCUCUUUGAUCAAGAUGGAAAUGGAAAAAUUGACAGAGAUGAGAUGGAGACCAUAUUCAAGGCUAUCCAAGAUAUUACCCGCAUUUACGAAAUCCCUCCCGAAGACAUUGUGACUCUCAUUUAUGAGAGAAUCGAUGUCAACGGUGAAGGUGAGUUAACUUUGGAAGAGUUUAUCACUGGAGCCAAGGAACAUCCUGACAUUAUGGAAAUGCUCACCAAAAUGAUGGAUCUCACUCAUGUUUUGGAGAUCAUUGUCAAAGGCCAGCAGAAAAAAGUCUAA